CUCCAUGCUGAUUGGCUGCCUUCCGCAGGUUAAAGCAGGCACGCUGUGUUUGUGGGUGCUGGACCCACCCCUGCACUGAGAGAAGUUCCUGUUGUGUAGUUUGGGAUCCUGCCCCCUUAGGAUGAUGCAGUUUGUGUGCAGGAGGAGGUUUUGGUUCGCACUGUCCUUCCUGGGAGCUGGCUACAGACUGGGCUGCUCGUUUUCUGGGCCGAAGGUGCGGAACCAAACAGAGUUUGAGUUGAGAAAACCCAAAGUAUUUUCCCAGUCAAACAUGAAGAUUGAACUUCUUCCAGCACUAUCGGACAAUUACAUGUACCUCCUCAUUGAUGAGGAGUCCAAGGAGGCUGCUAUUGUGGACCCUGUGCAGCCACAGAAGGUGGUUGAAGCAGUUAAAAAACAUGGCGUUAAGCUGACGACUGUUCUUACUACUCACCACCACUGGGAUCAUGCUGGUGGAAAUGAGAAACUUGUGAAGAUGGUUUCUGGGUUAAAAGUAUAUGGAGGUGACAGUCGCAUCGGGGCAUUAAACCAGAAGAUUUCUCAUCUAAGUACAAUUAAGGUUGGAUCUUUGCACAUAAAAUGCCUCUCUACGCCGUGUCACACCUCCGGACAUAUCUGCUACUUUGUGACAAAGCCAGGCAGCACAGAGCAGCCUGCCGUAUUCACAGGUGACACUCUGUUUGUCGCAGGGUGUGGGAAGUUCUUCGAAGGAACGCCUGAGGAGAUGUACAAAGCGUUAAUUGAAACACUAGGUAGACUUCCUCCAGAAACAAGAGUGUACUGUGGGCAUGAAUAUACAAUAAACAACUUAAAGUUUGCUCGCCACGUUGAACCGAACAAUGAAGCUGUAAAAGAAAAGCUUGUAUGGGCCAAGGAGACUUAUAACAAUGGGGAAGCUACCAUACCUUCAACUAUUGCUGAAGAGUUUACAAUCAAUCCUUUCAUGAGAGUCAGAGAGAAGUCUGUACAGCAACACGCUGGUGAAGAUGAUCCAAUUGCUACCAUGGGCGCAAUCCGUAAAGAAAAGGAUAAUUUCAAGGUGCCAAAAGAUUGAGCACACACUCGCAAUAUCUCCUUUUGUCUCUGGGAAUGUUCUGUAUGUUUUUGUUUUUGUUUUGGGUUUCUUUUUCAUUUUUAUUCCCCUACUAAAUAUUGAGUUAAUCCUAAACUGUUAAGCACUUUUAAAACAAAAAAAAUACCUUUAAUAUAUUGAUGAAAGCUCAA
This is a messenger RNA of Pelobates fuscus (common spadefoot toad), 1224 nucleotides long. RefSeq names its product hydroxyacylglutathione hydrolase (gene HAGH). The transcript is spliced from 9 exons. Gene Ontology annotation, biological process: glutathione metabolic process. Bases 122 to 1054 code for a protein of 310 amino acids. Gene Ontology annotation, molecular function: hydroxyacylglutathione hydrolase activity. Gene Ontology annotation, cellular component: mitochondrion. The record is from RefSeq and is a predicted model, not a curated record. NCBI's taxonomy places the organism in Eukaryota, Metazoa, Chordata, Amphibia, Anura, Pelobatidae.